This is a messenger RNA of Rhagoletis pomonella (apple maggot), 966 nucleotides long. RefSeq names its product protein phosphatase 1 regulatory subunit 3B (gene Gbs-70E). Gene Ontology annotation, biological process: regulation of glycogen biosynthetic process. The record is from RefSeq and is a predicted model, not a curated record. Gene Ontology annotation, molecular function: glycogen binding; protein phosphatase 1 binding. NCBI's taxonomy places the organism in Eukaryota, Metazoa, Arthropoda, Insecta, Diptera, Tephritidae. Gene Ontology annotation, cellular component: protein phosphatase type 1 complex.
GUCAAGGAUGAAGAGUCGAUUGUUGUGGGCACAGUAAAGGUGAAAAACGUCUCCUUCGAAAAGGAAGUGGUCGUGCGCGUCACAUGGGAUGACUGGAAGAGUCAACAGGAUAUAUUCUGCACUUUUGCGCGGGCCUACGGACCAGCAACCUUUGCUCAUGUCGUAUUCGAUACAUUCUCCUUCAAAAUCACAUUGCCGCCAUCCUCGAAACGCUUGGAAUUCUGCAUUUGUUAUCGUGCCAACGAUCAAGAAUACUGGGACAAUAAUGGGGCCAAGAACUAUACUAUAACGAAGCGUUCGCCCUUCUACUACAAUGCUCUUUCGCCAUAUGACAAGAAUUCCUCACGCAAUUCCUGCCGCGGCCAUGUGAUGUCAGCGCUCUCGGAGGCUUUAGCCAACUCCAAAGAGCAUCAAACCCCGAAUAAGUGGAGUCAGGAGUCGGGACCCUACUGGCAACAAAAACGGAACGAGGAGAAAUAUUGGUGAAGGAUUAUUAGAAGCAAAAAAUAAGGACUACGAAUACCCGAGUCGCGUUAGUGAUAUGGGUUUCGUGCCAAAGCGAGCGCGCAACCAAAAGAAUGUUACAAAAUGCCAAUAUAGAACAAGUAUAAAGUCACAGCAUCAACUAUAAAAGUAAAAAAAUUUAGAAUUGCAAAAUUACAAUAUUAAAAAAACAAAAGAACUGGCAGGACGAGGCCGUUUUUAAAGUACGCUGACGCAGGAAUAUCCCAAGGCAGCAACAUUUUAUUGUGGUACUUAGUGCUUUAUAUAGCGGACUAAAAAAAUUGUGCGCAGCAGCAACCUAAUUACCGAUCAUCUAAGAAUUUAUACUAUGUGGCCUACACUCAAAGAAGCAAUUUCCACAACAAAUACAUAUCGUACAUUUUUUGAAAGUGAUAGUGGUAGGCUUGAGAUAGAAAAUAUUGAUUCCCAAAUAGAAAAAAUUGCACCCACGGACCGCCAUAA